Messenger RNA from Ilex paraguariensis (yerba mate), 4888 nucleotides. The record is from the annotation of a GenBank genome assembly. Lineage: Eukaryota; Viridiplantae; Streptophyta; Magnoliopsida; Aquifoliales; Aquifoliaceae.
AUGGAGCGAGUUCAAAUCGAAUUCAGUGGAAUCCAAAAAGUGACUGGAGAUCCUCUCCCUUUUGCAAGAAGGUACUCUCUUUCUUCUGUAUUCUCUGUUUGUGGGUGUGUGACUGUGCUGUUGUCAUUACUGUUUUAUGAAUAUCUGUUUGUUUUUGAAACUGCUUUUGCUAUUUCGGGUGGCCCAUGCUUUAAUAGCUAUCAGUUGGAAGCUUUGGAGAAAGCAAUUAAGCAGAACACAAUUGUGUUCUUGGAGACCGGUUCCGGGAAGACUCUGAUUGCUAUUAUGCUUCUGCGUAGCUAUGCGUACCUUCUCCGCAAGCCAUUGCCAUAUAUUGCAGUUUUCUUGGUCCCGACUGUUGUUUUGGUCACUCAACAAGCUGAAGCUGUGAAAAUGAACACUGAUUUGAAAGUGGGCAAGUACUGGGGAGAAAUGGGAGUUGACUACUGGGAUGCUGCUACAUGGAAGCAGCAACGGGAUGAGUAUGAGGUGUUGGUAAUGACGCCUGCUAUCUUACUUGAUGCUUUGAGGCGUAGCUUUUUGAAACUUGACAUGAUAAAGGUCCUGAUAUUCGAUGAAUGCCAUAAUGCGAGAGGUAGACACCCAUAUGCCUGCAUUAUGAUGGAAUUCUAUCACCGUCAGUUAGCUUCAAAUCAUUCUCAGCUUCCUAGAAUAUUCGGGAUGACUGCUUCCCCCAUAAAAGCAAAAGGUUCAAGCUCAGGAUCGAACUACUGGAAACAGAUUAGUGAACUUGAGAAUCUUAUGAAUUCUAAGGUGUACACAUGUGUCAAUGGCUUGGUGUUGGCCGAGUAUAUUUCAUAUUCGACUCCUAAGCUGAAGAUUUAUAAACACAUUGAUAUUCCUGCUCCGUUAUUUGAAUGCUGGGAAAAUGGAUUGGAGAGUUUGAGAAGAAAGCAUGAAACCUAUCUCAGAAAAUCAAAUAUUUCAGAGUCUACAGCAGAAUUAACAAAGAAAAGAUUAUUGAGGCUUUCAUCAACCUUCAUGUUUUGUUUGAGUGAGCUGGGUGUUUGGUUGGCUUUAAAGGCUGCAGAGUCCUUGUUGUGUGAAGAAAUUGACAUCUUUCAAUGGGGGAAAUUGGAUGUAUGUGGUGAGAAGAUUGUAAGAGAUUUCUGUUGUGAUGUGCUUGGUGCUUUCUCCACUUACAUACCAUCAGGUCCCCAUUGGUCCAUUGGUAAUGACAGAAAUUCUGACUUGGUUGCUGGGUAUCUAACUUCAAAAGUCAUCUGUCUCGUAGAAUCUCUUCUUGGAUACAGGGAUUUCAAAGAUUUGAGAUGCAUAAUUUUUGUUGAAAGGGUGAUAACAGCGGUCGUUCUUCAAAAAUUUUUGAGUGAGUUGCUCCCAAAAUUAAGUGGUUGGAAGACAGAAUACAUGGCAGGGAAUCACUCUGGGCUGCAGACACAGAGUAGGAAAGAACAAAACAAAAUUGUUGAAGAAUUCCGCAAGGGCAGGGUGAACAUCAUUGUUGCAACCUCAAUUCUCGAGGAGGGUUUAGAUGUUCAGAGUUGCAUCCUUGUUGUCAGAUUUGAUCCCUCGGCGACUGUUUGUAGUUUUAUUCAGUCUAGAGGUCGUGCUAGAAUGCAGAACUCAGAUUUUUUAUUAAUGGUGAAAAGUGGGGACACUUCAACACUUACUCGAGUGAAAAACUAUCUGGCUAGUGGAGACAUAAUGAGGAAGGAGUCUUUACAACAUGCUUCCCUUCCUUGUGCACCUCCUGAUAGCGAAAUGUACAACGAGGCUUUUUAUAUGGUUGAAACCACAGGAGCGAUUGUGACUCUAAGUUCUAGUGUGGCUUUGAUUUACUUCUAUUGCUCACGGCUACCUUCUGACGGGUAUUUUAAACCCUCCCCUAUGUGUAAGAUUAACAAGGAGUUGGAAAUCUGCACCUUACAAUUACCUAAAAGCUGUCCAAUCACCACUGUUGAAGUUCGUGGCAAUGUCAAAACACUGAAGCAACUUGCAUGCUUAGAAGCGUGCAAGCAGCUUCAUCAGAUUGGUGCCUUAACAGACAAUCUUGUGCCUGAUAUUAUGGAAGAAGCUGAUACACAAGAAUUGGGUUAUGAACCUAAUGUCGAUGAACAAAUGAACUACUUCCCUCCAGAAUUGGUUAGCCAAUUCGAGGAUGAUUCUGUGAAGUCGUAUCAUUCCUACUUAAUUGAGCUACGGAGGGACGUCGAGUAUAAUAUUCCACUUCAGGAUAUUGUCCUUGCUGUGAGGACUAAGCUUAAUUUUGAAGAUGACAGCUUGGCUUUUGAUUUAAAAGUUGAUAGGGGCAAGUUAACUGUGAACAUAAAAUAUGUUGGAGUUGUUAGUCUUACUUCUGAACAGGUUCUUCUGUGUCAAAAGUUUCAAAUCACGCUUUUCAGAGUUAUUCUUGAUCAUAAUUUGAACAAGCUGAAGGAGGUCUUAGAUGCAUGCCAUCACAGGAAUGAUGCUGCUGUGUUUGACUAUCUCCUGGUUCCAUGUACCAGCUCGCCUCGAACUUCAUCUAUAAUUGAUUGGAAAUGUGUUAGUUCUGUGAUGUUUUCAAGUGAUAAUCUCUGGGACCAUCAUAGUUAUUGUUCUUCCAAGGGUUAUGGUGGUUGGGUGCACACAAAGAAUGGUGUGGUAUGCCGCUGCAUGUUGAAGAAUUCUUUAGUGUGCACACCUCAUAAUGGUCAUGUGUAUUGCAUUGCUGGCACUCUCCCAAAUUUGGAUGGGAAUUCACUACUGCAUCUGAGGGAUGGAGAAGUUGUUUCUUACAAGAGAUACUAUGAAAAACGGCAUGGAAUUAUAUUGCAUUUUGAAAGUGAGCUAUUUCUUAAGGGGACCCAUAUUUUCACAGUGCAAAAUUAUGUUCAAAGAUGUAGACAACAGAAGGAGAAAGAGCGAAGUAAUGCAUCAGUCGAAUUGCCUCCAGAACUUUGUUUCAUAAUCAUGUCUCCCAUAUCCAUCUCUACGUCUUAUUCAUUCUCAUUUGUUCCAUCUAUCAUGCAUCGGAUCGAGUCUUUACUUAUUGCGGUCAACUUGAAAAAGAUGCACGCGAAUCACUGCACGCAAAAUGUUGUUAUUCCAACUGUCAAGGUUUUGGAAGCAAUUACCACCAAGAAAUGCCAAGAACAAUUUCAUUUGGAGUCGCUGGAGACCCUUGGGGACUCCUUUCUAAAAUAUGCCGCUAGUCAACAGCUAUUCAAGACCUACCAAAAUCAUCAUGAGGGCCUUCUUAGUGCCAAAAAAGAAAGAAUUAUUUCCAAUGCUGCGCUAUGUAAGCUAGGAUGUGAUCGUAAACUUCCGGGCUUUAUUCGCAAUGAACCUUUUGAUCCUAAAACAUGGAUCAUUCCUGGUGAUAAUUCAGGGGAUUAUGCAUUGGAUGAAGAGCUGCUUUCUAGUGCUACAAAACUCUAUAAAAGAGGGAAAAGAAAGAUGAAAAGUAAGACAAUAGCUGAUGUUGUUGAGGCACUAAUUGGUGCAUUCCUAAGCGCUGGAGGUGAAAUAGGAGCUCUAUCAUUCAUGGAUUGGCUUGGUAUAAAGGUUGAUUUUGUCAACAUACCAUAUGACAGGCACUUCCCAGUGAAACCAGAGAUGCUUGUUAACAUCAGAUAUUUGGAAUCCUUAUUGAAGUACUCCUUCCGUGAUGCUUCUUUGCUAGUGGAAGCUCUAACUCAUGGUUCUUACAUGUUGCCUGAGAUUCCAAGAUGUUAUCAGCGUCUAGAAUUUCUUGGGGACUCCGUGCUCGAUUUUCUCAUAACAAUGCACCUCUACUGUAAAUAUCCUGGAAUGUCACCUGGACUAUUAACUGAUCUAAGAUCAGCUUCUGUUAACAAUGAUUGUUAUGCCCAAUCUGCUGUUAAGGCUGGGCUGCACAAACACAUUCUCCAUGCUUCACAAGAGCUUCACAGGCACAUAGUCACCACAGUUGACAAUUUUGAGCAACUAUCCUUGGUGUCAACUUUUGGAUGGGAAUCUGAGACAUCGUUCCCUAAGGUCCUUGGAGAUAUUAUAGAAUCUCUAGCAGGGGCAAUUCUUGUUGAUUCUGGAUACAACAAAGAGAUUGUCUUUCAAAGCAUCAAGCCUCUUCUGGAGCCCUUGAUUACACCUGAAACAGUAAGACUCCAUCCAGUAAGAGAGCUGAAUGAAUUAUGUCAGAUAGAACAUUAUAAUAUGAGCAAGGCUGUUGUGUCUUGUGAUAAAGGUGUGGCAUCCAUUACUAUAGAGGUUGAAGCAAAUGGUAUCAUACACAAGCAUUCAUGCACCGCUGCAGAUAAGAAGACAGCCAAGAAAAUAGCUUGCAAAAUUGUUUUAAAUUCUUUAAAAGAAGCCAUGUCUACUUGUACACGGGCAUAGCCACAUGUAGUGCACCGUUCCCUCCGAAUGGAGAGAUUUCUACUUUGUCCAUGUCAGCACAUGGACACAUUUUCUUGCGAAGUUUCAGAUAAAUGUCCGUACAUAUACGCACCACACAACUUCCCUGUGAAGUUCCCGACAUAUCUGCAUUGAUCUCACCGAUACCUGUUAAAUGGUCAUCUAAAGUUAUGUGGUGGCUACCGUACCUUAAUUUGGAUGGAUCGAAUGGUGGGUAGUAGGGUGGUUAGCUGCAGAUUAUUGAACAAUGUUGCAUUGUUUCACUUGAAGGAAGCUUGAAGAAUUGAGUUUUUAAAAUAACUUUUGGGUGGGCAAAUCAUUGGAAAAUGAUAUUGUUCAUCAUUUUGUAGGCGUCUGAAGAUGAAACUUUGUAAUACUUUAUUUGGUUUAUGUAAUGAAACAGUAUUAGGCAUAAGUGUAUGACAAGUUAUGGAGAAUUUUCAAGUUCUUUUUUGAUUUCUUCUUCUUUUGUUCCCACUUCACCCUCAGAUAAGCAUGGCUUUCUUAGUUUGGUUCAGCCGAAAUGAAG